Durusdinium trenchii is the source of this 1524-nucleotide messenger RNA. The record is from the annotation of a GenBank genome assembly. NCBI's taxonomy places the organism in Eukaryota, Dinophyceae, Suessiales, Symbiodiniaceae.
AUGUUAGCCAAUCAGAAGCUUCUAAUUGAGACCAUGCAGGCAUGUCACAGGCACAAUGAGAACAUACUUUCGCUGGUCAGCAAAGUGUGCGCCAAGAUGAGUCUGGCAGACAUCGGCUCCGAGUGUGAGCAGGUUCGUGAAGUUCUGAAGGACACUGGCACCAUGUUCUCAACUCUUCAAGAUGCCUCAACUGCGGAUUUAUCACAAGUCUUGGGCGAUGUGAAGAAGUACGCUGCCGAAGUGGUGACGCAGGAGUCUCGCGAGAUGCAGUCGGCUCUGCACAAGAAAACCGAUGCCCUAACCCAGGACGUGAACGAACGCUUCAAGAAGCUUGAGGCCCGGGUGCUCUCUGACUUGGGUAGUGGUGAAGGUGAACCGAAGGGUACGAAGGGUGACAGCCAACUCCUGAAGAAGAUGACAAAUCGGAUGAGUGACUUUGAAUCUCAAGUUUCUGCACAAAUCCAGCAGCUGACCCAGGAUGUGGAGAAGAAGAUUUCCUUCUUGGGCUCUCAGCGUGCAGGUGCCGACACCGUACCAGGUUUGGAAAGCUUAGCACAGGAUGUGGACACGGUGAAGUAUGACAUUGGAGAGCUGAAGGACUUGUUGAACGGCACCAAGAACGACACUUCCCAAGUUAAGCGAAUUGUAUUGGCUUGCGAGAGGGAUAUGGAGGAUUUUACCGCUGCCAUGGAUGCCGUGAAUGUGGAUUUGGACGAGAUGCGUGCACGAGUGGAUUCGACGCAUUCCAUUAUCACAUCUCGGCAGCGCGUGGAGGCGACGGUCACCGCUGAGAUUUCCACAAUCCGAUUGGACAUGGGUGACAUGCAAGAGGCAUUGAAAGCGCACGAUGCCUGGAUGGAGGAUGUCUCCCAAAGUUUACAGGAGGUUCACGAACGCUGCCAGCAGCUUUCAGAGGACAUCGGUGAACAUGCACAAAACACUCAAGCAAAACUCGAAGCGAAAACCGACGUCACUGCGUGGAAUGACAUGAACGACGACAUCGAUUCCUCUAUCAAGACUGUAAGGGAUAUGGCAUCAGCCCUCCGUUUGGAGGUUGACAGCAGGCGACGCAAGGUUGAUGAAGAUGUGGGAAGCUUGCGCGAGCAGCUUAAAACUUUGGCCGAGAGGGUGGACGCCAAUGCUUCAAACAUUCAGCGCUAUGUGGAUGACACGCACCAGAUUGUCUCGCAGCGUUUGGACGAACGUGUGCAGCACUGCAAGGCAUUUCGCUUGGCUUCCUGGCCUUCCAUAUUGACGUCUCAGCUGGAAGCACACCUGCAAAAGCAAGACGAAGAUUUGCACAAGGAGGUGAACGAUCGCAUUGAUGGACCCUUGGACUUCGACGGGUCCAUGUUGUUGCAGCCGUUUCAGCGCCUACAAUCAAAGACUUUUGGGAAGACGAACUUCGUGGGUACAGGAUUCGAUGCCGCGUUCCGCGCCCGAGCUUUGCUGGCAGAGCCUUUUGGCGCCUCUUUCAGUUCCAGAGCCGAGCUCUAUGCAAGGUGGGCCAACGGAGCAGUUUAG